This is a messenger RNA of Suricata suricatta (meerkat), 1422 nucleotides long. RefSeq names its product cholesterol 24-hydroxylase. Gene Ontology annotation, molecular function: cholesterol 24-hydroxylase activity; iron ion binding; heme binding. The coding region runs from base 135 to 1406 and encodes 423 amino acids. The record is from RefSeq and is a predicted model, not a curated record. Lineage: Eukaryota; Metazoa; Chordata; Mammalia; Carnivora; Herpestidae. Gene Ontology annotation, biological process: cholesterol catabolic process. The transcript has 13 exons.
CUAGGGAGAGUGGGCGGUGCUGGGUCGCGCCGGGCCUGGGGCCGAGGCGGCGCGGCGCUGACAGCUGAGUCGGCUCGCGGCCUCCCGCCCCCUCGGUGCCCGGCCCCGACCCAGGCCUGGCCUGCCAGGGAGCCAUGAGCUCCGGGCUGCUGCUGCUGCUCGGCAGCGCCGUCCUGGUUGCCUUCGGCCUCUUCUGCACCUUCGUGCACCGCGCUCGCAGCCGCUACGAGCACAUCCCCGGGCCGCCGAGGCCCAGUUUCCUUCUAGGACACCUCCCCUACUUUUGGAAAAAGGAUGAGGUUUGUGGCCGCAUGCUCCAAGAUGUGUUUUUGGAUUGGGCUAAGAAGUACGGACCUGUUGUGCGGGUCAAUGUCUUCCACAAAACCUCGGUCAUCAUCACAAGCCCUGAGUCGGUCAAGAAGUUCCUGAUGUCAACCAAGUACAACAAGGACUCCAAGAUGUAUCACGCAAUCCAGACCGUGUUUGGCGAGAGACUGUUUGGCCAAGGUUUGGUGUCGGAAUGUGACUAUGAGCGCUGGCACAAACAGCGCAGGGUCAUGGACUUGGCCUUCAGCCGCAGCUCCCUGGUCAGCUUGAUGGAAACGUUCAACGAGAAAGCGGAGCAGCUGGUGGAGAUUCUGGAGGCCAAGGCGGACGGGCAGACCCCGGUGUCCAUGCAGGACAUGCUGACCUGCGCCACCAUGGACAUCCUGGCCAAGGCAGCUUUUGGGAUGGAGACAGGCAUGCUGCUGGGUGCCCAGAAGCCUCUGUCCCGGAAGGUGAAGCUGAUCCUGGAGGGUAUUACUGCAUCUCGCAACACCCUGGCGAAGUUCAUGCCAGGGGAGUGGAAGAAACUCCGCGAGAUCCGGGAGAGCGUUCGCUUCCUGCGCCAGGUGGGCAAGGACUGGGUCCAGCGCCGCCGGGAGGCCCUCAAGAGGGGCGAGGACGUCCCUGCCGACAUCCUCACGCAGAUCCUCAAAGCGGAAGAGGGCGCCCAGGACGACGAGAUCCUGCUGGACAACUUCGUCACCUUCUUCAUCGCCGGCCACGAGACCUCUGCCAAUCAUCUGGCGUUCACGGUGAUGGAGCUGUCCCGCCAGCCUGAGAUCUUGGCAAGGCUGCAGGCCGAGGUGGACGAGGUCAUCGGUUCUAAGAGGCACCUGGACUGUGACGACCUGGGGAGACUGCAGUACCUGUCCCAGGUCCUCAAAGAGUCACUGAGGCUGUACCCACCAGCAUGGGGCACCUUUCGGCUGCUGGAGGAGGAGACCUUGAUUGACGGGGUCCGAGUCCCCGGAAACACCCCGCUCCUGUUCAGCACCUACGUCAUGGGGCGCAUGGACACUUACUUUGAGGACCCGCUGACUUUCAACCCCGACCGCUUCGGCCCCAAAGCACCGAAGUAAGUCCCCUUCAGGCUGU